Molecule: messenger RNA, 1125 nt
Organism: Chaetomium globosum CBS 148.51
Lineage: Eukaryota; Fungi; Ascomycota; Sordariomycetes; Sordariales; Chaetomiaceae
Exons: 2
Coding region: 1-1125 (374 amino acids)
Source: RefSeq, a predicted model, not a curated record
AUGGCAAGGAACUUGCUCUACGGAAAAGCCGACAGUGACUCCACCUCGACUUGGGACGGAGUCUGGACUCUUCUCUUUCCCGACGACCUCGAAGUACCAGACUCAGACUUUACCCCAGUGACCGAACAGGUCGAAGUGGAGCAAGCCUUUGAUGAAGGGCAAGAUAUGCUGAAGGAAAGUCUGCGAGAAAAGCUUCAACUCCUGCUUCCCGAGGCUCUCAAUACAGACUACCUCAGCUUCCUUACAGGCCAGCUUGAGCUGGUCUUCGAGACACACAAAGUCAACAUGAUGAAACAGUCCCUCGGCCGCUGUAGCUCAACAGUAAGCGGAGCGCAACCGUCUAGGACGCAAAAAGCUGAGCAACCAAGCCCGCCGAGAAAACCGAACCGUCGAUCGCGGCGAAGCACAAUCCUCCAAAACAUCCACCGCAACAGCACACAAGACCCAACCCUUGGCCCCGCCUGCCGCCGAGCCUCCCACAUGAGCAGUAUCAACGGCAACAACAAACGCGCAAGCCGCCCCUUCAGCGAGCAGUCCUUUCUAUGCCGGGCCGACCUCCAACUACCCACGACGGUGACAGCGGAAACUCACACAACCGCCGCCACCACACCACCCCCCAUGGAACAACGCCACCACCCCGCGGCUCGUCCUAGUACCCACGACAAUACCGGCAUCAACGCCCUAAGCAACCCGCGCGACUCGCGCGACUCGGGCAUCAGCAUGCCGUGCGACGCGUGCGCUCUCGAACCAUGCGCCUGUGUAGAUCACCACCAGCAGAUCAAAGGGGAUGUUGAACCCGCUGAUGGUUGUAACAACGACGAUGGCAAAUGGGAGGAGGAACAUCAUGAUCCUCCUCCUCGCCGCGCCUCUCCAGGCGGCCGCCCAGCCUUCCCCCGGCGGAGCCGGUUGAGUAUUCAGACGGCGGAUUUGCAUCUGCGGGGACGGAGUUGGGGGCUGGGGGGUUGGGAGGGGGAUGGUGAUGGGGAUGGGGAUGGGGAUGGGGAAGGGCACGCAGGGGCGGCGGGAGUUGAGAAGGAGGGUGAGAGUGGUGGUGGGGAUGGAGGCGGGUUUUCGCCAGAGUCGUUUAAGCAGCGGUUGUUGAGGGGGCGGUUGAUGGGGGUUUAG